Molecule: messenger RNA, 4115 nt
Organism: Spodoptera exigua (beet armyworm)
Lineage: Eukaryota; Metazoa; Arthropoda; Insecta; Lepidoptera; Noctuidae
Source: the annotation of a GenBank genome assembly
CGCGCGGUCCGCACGUGCGUCUAGCGUGCCUUUCUAUCGUGCUUCUACUAAAUGUUUCCGUACGAACUCGAAAUAGGUCUAUAUUCAAGUGGAACAAAUUAAUAUUAACAGAAAUUGAUUGUGUUUCUAUUUCGUGCAGGACAAGAGUAGUUCGAUUUAUUGUUCUGGUAGUUAAACUUAUACCUAAUGUGUAAUGAAUGAAUGACUUCAGUGCUCUAUCAAUUAAAGUUGAAAUUGUAUUAUUUUCUAUUUCCUCCGCAGAUUAAUUAGAACUUACAUGGGACCGGAACGUUUAAAUUAAUGUAUGUUUAUUAAACCCAAUUCGUUUCGUUGGAUGGAAUAUGUCUAUGGCAGCUAAUUAAAUAUUUAAAUGAGACCAGAAAACCUCGAGUCUCCGCUGUCAGUUCCUCGCGACGCAAAGAACAGCAUUUACAUUAUGAAUGAUCAGACAUUUCACACACCAUCCUUUGGCGACGAAGAGUUUGACAUUCCACUGAUUCAUGGACAGCAUGCUGCUAACACAGGCGUUCAAAACUCUCACAUACAGUACACGCAGUUACAUCAUUCGGCUCCACAGGUUGGUAUGAUGAACCCGGCACAAGAUGGCCUAGCACCACCUGGCGGUGCUCCCUCUUAUCAGCAACCGCUAUACCUACAAGAACCACAUACUCCAGUGACAUCACACAGAUCUGCAUGGAAACACACUGACAAUGUCAUGAUUAAAAUUGGCGCUGGUGCACCAGCUGGGAACUACAUGAUCCAGCAACAGCCUGGAGGACAACAAAGGUUAUUGAUGCUACAGCCAACCCAAGUCAUGAAUGGACCACCAACUCCUAGUACUCCCACACAGCCAUCAGCUCCAGUAUAUGGAUCCCCACAGCGAGCUUCACCCCCUGGCACUACCAGCGAUGACUCUGAUGAUAGCGUGCCUUCACACCAUUCACAGAUGAGUGUUGGCAACAUGGCAGUAAAAAGAUCAUCACCUGAACCAAUGGAUAAUGGAAUUAAUCGUGGACAGAUGCAGAAAAAGCCUAAAGUUCAGAAAAAGAAAAAGAAACGAGACCCUAAUGAACCUCAAAAGCCUGUCUCCGCAUAUGCUUUGUUCUUUCGAGACACCCAGGCCGCAAUCAAAGGUCAAAAUCCAAAUGCAAGUUUUGGUGAAGUGUCUAAAAUCGUAGCAUCUAUGUGGGAUGGAUUAGACUCUGAGCACAAAAGUGUCUAUAAACAGAAAACAGAAGUAGCUAAAAAGGAAUAUCUCAAAGCACUUGCUGCUUACAGAGCCAGCCUGGUAUCAAAGGGAGGAGAACAGGAAAGUCAGCCGAUGUAUAAUCACACCAAUAGUGCCAAUCCAACUUAUGGUAACUAUUACCAGGGACAGACGUAUGGUAAUGGUCAUUCGCCUCAGGGGUAUGCGCCAAACCCUGCUUCACAGGGAUAUUCUCCACAAAACUACUCAGGAAACCAGAAUCAGGCCUCCUAUCCACCUCAGACGCCUCAGGGCUACCCACCAAACCCUCAGCAGUCACCUCAAAACUAUCAAGGCAACAUGAGUCUCACUCCUCAAACAUACCAGCAGGGUGUGCCCAAUCAAUCCCCUCAGGGUUAUCAAGUGAACCCCUCCACUUCACCACAAGGUUGCCAGCCUAAUCUUGCCCAAUCACCAAGGAACUAUCAGCCUGCACAAUCCCCUACUAACUACCCAAACAAUUCGGCCUUAUCACCCCCUGGAUACAGACAAGUGCAGUCACAGUCCCCUCCCAUGGGCUCAGUGCAUGCUGCCAUGCAAUAUCAUCACUCUCAACAGCAGCAUAUGCAGCAGACCCACCAACAGAUGCAGCAAGCUCACCAAGUACAGCAGUACCAACAGCAGCAGCAGCAACUUCAUCAGCAACAACAACAGCAGCAGCAGCAACAACAACAGCAGCAGCAGCAACAACAACAACAACAGCAGCAGCAGCAACAACAGCAGCAGCAGCAACAACAGCAACCAACACAACAACAAAAUCAAAUUCAGAAAUCUGAUCAGCAAUCUAAUAACAAUGGAAAUUCUGGAGUCCCACAACAAUCAGCCGAUCAAAAUGAAAACCGAAGUACACCAUCAUGUAUCCGGCAAGGGUGUACUAACCCAGCUAUUGCUAACAGUGAAUGGGAAGAUGAAUACUGCUCUAAUGAAUGUGUUGUUAGCCAUUGCAGAGAUGUCUUCAGUUCCUGGGUGGCAUCCAAUAACAGUAACCAAAUUCAAAACUUUUCUGCAGUCAAAUAAACAUCGUAACUACAUAGGUACAUAUCAAAUUUAAUAAAUUCAGUCUUGUAUGAACUUCAAGAAUAAAUCUCUAAUGUAUAAGAAUCUUUGGAUUUAUUGUUUAAGUAUUUUAUUAAUUUUAUAUGUUGUGAUAAUUGGAAUCCUUAAGAUUAUCUGUUAUGAAUUUAUUUAAGUGUGGAACAGAUUUGUUAUUUUAUUAUGUUGUACAUUUUUGUGAAGGUCUAACCAGGCUUAUCUGUGCCAUAUUACUUACAAAGUUAGGACUACUUUAUUAAUUGACUAUGCUAACAUUAGCAUAAAAAGGGUUUUAUUGACAUUCAAAUAAAGACAAGAUUAAAAGGAUAUGGCACAGCUGCAUGUUGUUAAACCUGACUAGUUAAUUUUACUAAAUUUGUUAGAAAUUAUAUUAACUUUAAUUUUCAUUUGCUGGAAUUUUAGAAAAUCAUCCCAUAACUACACUUAUUUUUAAGUAAUAAAUUGUGUAAACUUUUAAUAUUAAAUUUACAGAAAAUUACUUACAGUUGGUAAUUGCGUGGUAUCUAGACAAAACUGAAGAGAAACUAUUAUCAACAAAAUAUCUUAAUAAAUAUUGUAUCAUGCAAUCAACAAAGAAACAUGCAUGCCUUAACUAACUUUGAAAAUUUUCUGUAUCACUCUUCCAGUAAUCACGUAUUGUAAAGAUACCAAGUUUUGUAAAACAAUCAAAGGCGGUACUGGAUUCAAUAAACACUGAAUAAUUUAAAAGUGUCAUUUUUAUCCUAAAUAUGUAACUACUUUAGUUAUGAAUAUCUUCAUUAUAUUUAUUCUUUACUUUACUUUAUUCUUUACUGUUCCAUAGUUUUGUUGUUCUUAUAACACAAAACAAGGUACUGCCUUUGAUUACAACACAAAGCACAGUGGAGUAAAGUGUAAAAUAUUUUUUUAAACAACCCUCAUGUUUCGGAUAGUUAUUUGCCGAAAUAUUCAUAUAAAGGACUGUUAGAUAAGACAAAGUUUCAUAAUAAUAAUACUCUUACACAUUAGAUGAUAUUAAAGUUAAUUGAAUGCAAUAACGUUAUGAGUACUAUGAUGAGUGCUAAAAAUACUUCCAUUAAUUUCAUAUUUAUUCUAAAGUGUUAGUGUAUCUAUAUAUUACCUAAGUCGUUCGGAUAACCGAGAGGCAGUGCAUUAUAAUUAUAUUACAUUAUAAAAAAUGUUGUGUAUUAAUUUGCAGUAUUUUGAAGUUAAAUUAUUAUUAUUUAACUGUAGCAUUUAUUCUUCUUCUAAAAUGUUAUUAUGGCAAUUGUCAUCGCAACGCGUCUUUGAGGCUAUAGAGCAGACGUCGUAUUAGAUUUCGAAAAUUAGCACCUAUUAUGGCGUAGGUGAGGUUAUACUAAAUGUUAAUAUCAAUAUUAACGAUAAAUUUUACGAUUGUAUCGUAUUUUGCGUAAACUUAGUAAAUACAUUACGGUUAUUAUUAGCAAGUUUUAAUACUUUACUGCAUUGUAAAAUUCUAAUUAUGAAACUAAUAGCAAUAUCUACCCAUUUCUCUAGGAGUUGCGUUUAGUAUGAUAGGAUUUAGCUGGACCAAAAUUUUCUUUAUAUUCAAAGCAAUGAUAAUAUUUUAAGAUAAAGUAUGUUUUAUUGUAUGUCCAAUACCUUAUGAUAUAGUGAUGUAAUUGUAAAUAAACACUCGCAAUAAUAGACGUAGAUGUAGAGACUACAUAAGGCAUAUUUUUUUUAUUUCAUGUUAUUUAUUAGUAGUCUCUUUAGUACGACUUUAUUUAGAUAAAAGUUAUAUUAAAAAUGUAAGAUAUAACAAUGUAUAAAUUGUAAUUAGAAAAAUGAUUCCAUUAAAUUUCUUAAACGCAAA